UGUAAAACAAUGGCUGUAAAAGGCACUGUUACCAAACCCAGAAAAUAUUGUCACAUCAUCAUGAAUUUCCUUCGAGACCAAUUUUCGAUUAUUAUCUUCUUUCUACUCUUUUCUGGAUAUCAAGGAGCACUUAAUACAGAUGGAUACGAAGAACCAUUUCUGCAAGAGGACGAAAAGAGUGCUACCCCCGACGAUUACCGACUACCAAAAUCAAUAAUUCCGCUCAAUUAUGAAAUCAUGCUUAAGCCGGAAUUCGAAUGUGAUUGCAAAAUGAAUGGAAUAGUGCAUAUUUACGUUAGAGUGAAAGAAUCAACCGACACUAUAACGCUUCAUCAUGGACAAAUGGAAAUAACAAUGGUGUCCGUCACGUUUAACGAAAAGCAGCUGGAAAUCAGAAACACUACUUAUAAUAAUAAAACGGAGAAAUAUGAAAUUAAACUUCGUGACACUCUGAAGGCAGGAUCCAAUGUUACAAUUAAUUUCCAAUAUGAAGGAAUAAUUAGGGACGAUAUGAUUGGAUUCUAUAGAAGCUCUUACAUCAAUUCUAAUGGAAAAAUUAGGUGGCUUCUUUCAACACAAUUCCAAACAACACACGCAAGGCAUGCUUUUCCCUGCUUCGAUGAGCCAGGUUUGAAGGCAACGUUUGUAAUCAGAAUCCUAAGGCCACCAAGCUAUAUUUGCCUGAGUAAUAUGCCACUAAACCGAACAGUACCUGUUUCCAGAACGGGCGAAUAUUGGGACGAAUUCCAGCAAAGUAUACCUAUGUCGACCUAUUUGGUAGCCUUUGUGAUCUCCGACUUCCAGUCCGUGAAAGUAGGAAACUUCAGCGUUUGGGCCAGGCCAAAUGCUAUCAGUCAAGCUAAAUACGCUUUGAACAUUGGCAAACAAUCUCUCGACCAUCUUUCCAAGCGAUUCAAACAGGAGUAUCAAAUCUCCAAGAUGGACAUGGUGGCUGUACCUGAUUUCUCAGCCGGCGCAAUGGAAAACUGGGGUCUCGUCACCUAUAGAGAAAGCAGACUGUUAUUCGACGAAAGUACAACAUCUGACGUCGCGAUGCAAAGCAUCGCUUCGGUAAUCGUACACGAAUUGACGCACAUGUGGUUUGGAAACAUGAUUACACCUGAAUGGUGGAGCUACUUAUGGCUGAGCGAAGGGUUUGCAAGAUACUUCCAAUACUUUGGUACUGCACAGAUCGAACCUACGUGGAACAUGGAAGAACAGUUCGUCGUGGAGCAACAUCAAACAGCUUAUGCAGCUGACGGCAUCGAAACCUCCAAACCAAUGACUCGAGAUGUUAUCACUACAUCGGAAAUCAGCUCAGUAGGAGAUACUAUCACUUAUAAUAAAGGAGGGAGUGUUCUACGAAUGAUGAAUCUCGUUUUUGGAUCCGACGUAUAUGAUACUGGAAUUCAAAAUUAUCUGAAGAAUACCGUGGAAAAAGUGGGACGUCCGGAUAAUCUAUGGUUAGAAAUCCAGAAUGAAGUUAAUCGUCGCAACAACUCAUUGCAACUUCGAGCAUCCGUCAAGGAAAUUAUGACCACCUGGACAGAGCAAGCCGGAUUUCCGGUCGUGACUGUUUCCAUCCAGAACGAUUCGGUCAAUUUACAACAGGAACGUUUCCUCUUGAGAAACUUGAAAUCCACACCUACGAAUAUAACAUGGUGGAUACCGAUCACCUGGGCUACGAAGAAAAAUCCAAACUUCGAUAAAGUAAAUGUUGAACAUUGGUUGGACAAGAAUGUAACCACCAUUCCGUUGGAAAAGUCUCCAGGAUGGGCGAUAUUUAACGUUCAAUCCGCUGGCUUCUACCGGGUGAACUACGACAAUGCUUCAUGGUACCGCAUUUUCGAUGCUUUGAACACCCAGAAACAUGAAGGCAUACACGUUCUCAAUAGAGCUGCCCUAGUUGAUGAUUUAUUGAAUUUAGCAAGAGCUGAUUUGCUGAAUUACAAGACCACUUUGGACGGUUUGAAAUAUCUCGUUCAGGAAAAGAAUUAUUUACCCUUCAAAGCGGCAUUCUCUGGAUUCACAUAUCUCGAUCAACGAUUAUCUGCAGACGAUGAAACUUACGACCUCUUCAAGGAAUUUGUUCUCACACUCAUACAACCUAUAUAUGAAGAAAUUGGUUACCUAGAUCGACCAAGCGACGACAGAUUGACAAUACUAUUGAGAGGCGAAUUGAACAAAUGGGCAUGCAAUUAUGGUCACAAACAAUGUGUGGACAUUUUCUUUGAAAAAUUCUGGCAAUGGAGGGAUCUAAACGUAACAAUUAAACCAAACCAGAGACCUGUAGCCUAUUGCAUGGGCGUAAAAUACGGAAAGGAAGAGGAUUCGUCAUUCUUAUGGAAUCAGUAUUACAAUUCGAAUUCUGCCACUGAACAAUCGGUCAUACUUCAAGCUCUCGGCUGUUCUCGGAAUAUUACACUUUUGGAAAGAUACCUCUCGUACGCGAUCAAAGAUUUCCAAGAAAGCAGAAUCCGGAAACAAGACAAUUCUGCUGUAUUUUCUGCAGUUUAUGGUUCCAGUAUACGCGGUGCAGAGAUUGUGCUGAAUUUCGUUGCGAAACACUAUGCUGAAAUGAUACAGUUUUACAACGGAACCGAAACAAUUGCCAGUAUUCUAUCCUCAGCUUCGCAACGUUUCUCCACGCAGGAACUAGUAGAUACAUUCGACAGGUUGAUUGAGCAGCGUAAGGUGGAAUUUGAAGGUGUUUCGAAAUCGUUGAAGAACUCGUUGGAGAUAGCGAAGUACGAAUUGCAGUGGUACAACAAAUAUUCGAGACCAAUUGUACGGUGGUUAAAGGCUUUUAACAGCAAGGCUUCUAAUGAUGUGAAUUAUCGCUUGCCAACAAGCAUAACUCCUAAUUCCUAUUCCAUUUGGGUGACGUCCAAGAUAAGCGAACUGAGAAACUUUACAUUCACCGGAAUGGUGAACAUUACAGCGAGUGUUUCGCAACAAACGACAGAUAUCGUUUUACAUUCGGUGGAUUUAACACACGAAAGCGUUUCCGUGCUCGCGCAAGGCAAGCAGGUCAACGUAACACUACAUUAUGUUAACAAACAGUAUGACACUCUAAUUAUCACGCUUGAUCGAAAAUUACAAGUUGGAGAAAAUAUAAGUAUUAUGAUAAAAUACGAGGGACACCUGAACGAAGAGAUGCGUGGAUUUUACAGAAGUUGGUACAAGGAUAGUUCUGGCCAAAUAAGAUGGUUAGCCUCUACACAGAUGGAACCUGUUGGAGCAAGAAAGAUGUUCCCAUGUUUCGAUGAACCAGCAUUGAAAGCAAAGUUUACAAUGAGCGCCACGAUACCUCAAAAUUAUACCGCCAUCAGUAACAUGCCAAUCGAUCAAAUGUUCUUGCAGCAAAACUCCAUGAAGAAAAUCAUUUUCAAAGAAACUCCUAAAAUGCCUACGUAUCUGGUAGCACUGGUAGUUUCGGAUUUCGUUUCAGUAAAAAGCAAGGACGAGAUGUACGGAGUAUGGGCAAGACGAGACGCCAUCAAUCAAGCAGAAAUUGCCCUGUCUGUUAUGAAACCGCUGGUUGAUAUUUUUAAUCGAAAUUUCGGUAUCCCGUAUCAGCUGCCAAAGCUUGACAUGGUUGCAUUACCCGACUUUGUGUCAGGUGCGAUGGAAAAUUGGGGCCUGUUGACUUAUAAAGAAAGAAAUGUACUAUUUGACGAAGAACUAUCAACCACCGCGUCGAAGCAAAGUAUAAUUAACGUAAUAUCGCAUGAGAUCUCCCAUCAAUGGUUUGGAAAUCUUGUCACUCCACGUUGGUGGAAAUAUAUCUGGCUGAACGAAGGCUUCGCUAGGUAUUUCCAGUACUUCGCAAGUGACGAAUUAGACAAUUCAACGUCGUCCUUGGAAUCUCAAUUUGUCGUGGAGCAGCUUCACUCAGCCUUGGAAGUAGACAGUGCAGCAUCUAGCCACGCUAUGACCCACGACGUCUACAGCCCAACACAAAUUAGUGGAAUGUUCGAUACGAUUUCCUAUGCUAAAGGUGCUAGCGUGUUAAGAAUGAUAGAGAAAUCACUUGGUCGUGAUGUAUUUUACAAGGGCCUGCAAAGUUACCUACCAAAACGGAAAUACGAUGCAGCUGUACCUGAAGACCUGUUCGACGCUUUUAAAGAAGUAAUCACUGAUGAGAAACUUAAAAACUCAAUUCACGAUAUUAUGAACAGCUGGACUACUCAGCCUGGUUAUCCUGUCGUCAACGCGACACUUCGGCAAGACCGUUUAGAGCUCAGGCAAAAAAGAUUCCUCCUGAAUCAAGAAGAUCCACCAAGUACAAGCACUUGGCACAUUCCGAUCACAUGGACAUGUCUCAACACAUCAAAUUUCAAUAACACAGAACCAAAAUUCUGGUUUAAAAAUGCACUGGAUAGCGUCCCAAUUCCAUGCGAUCACUACUUGCUGAACAUACAACAAUCCGGCUUCUAUCGCACAAAUUAUGAUUCUCAAAGCUGGAAAAGAAUAAUCGAUUGGUUGAAGAGUGAUCAGUAUAAUAAAAUACACGAGAUUAACCGUGCUGCCCUAAUCGAUGAUUUGCUACAUCUUGCCAGAUCAGGAUACGUUGAUUACGUUACUGCCUUGACUGCGACAGAGUAUCUGAGCAAAGAAACUAAUUAUUUCCCAUGGCGCGCGUUUUUCAACAGUUUAACUUAUCUGUAUAAACAGUUCGAAGGAAAAGACGCAUUCGGUACAUUCAAGCAUUAUAUUAGUACGCUUUUAACACCGAUAUACAAUAAGCUUGGAUUUGAAGAUAGUCCAAGCGAUAAUCGCGUCACAUUAUUGUUCAGAUCACAUGUCCGCAAGUGGGCAUGCAAAUUCGAUGUAGCAAAUUGCAAGUACAAAGCGUUGGAGUAUUGGAAUAUUGACGAAACAAUGAUUCCAGCAAAUUAUCGUAGUGUAGCAUACUGCACAGUUGCUGAACAAAACGACCUUAAAAGUUGGUUACGUUUAUGGGACCACUAUACGAAGUCAACAUUUGCCGCAGAAAGAGUAAUAAUUCUUCAAUCUUUAGCUUGCACGACCGAUAAAGCUCUCCUCAACAUGCUACUUAAGAAUGCAAUCACGAGAGAUUUUAAUAUACGAUUAGAAGACAGCUCGAGCGUUUUUACUUCCAUUAUUGGCGCCAGUCAGGAGGGAGUUGAAUGCGUAAUAGAUUUUGUUCGACAUAAUUACAACCAAAUUAGUAACUAUCAGAAAGAAAUUCUCAAGGUUAACAAUAUCGUAAACACGAUCGAGAAGAAUAUAUUUAAGAAGGAGAUUCAUGCAAAGUAUAUCGAACUGGUACAUUGGCUUGAAAUGAAUGAACGAUUAAAUAAAACAAUAUAUAAGGUGAAUUAUGAUUUACAAUGGGGUGAGAAACACAUUCCGGAAAUACACGAAUGGCUGGAGAGACACUAUCCAUUAUUGGAUUAUCGUCUACCAAAACUGUUCUCUCCGCUGAAAUACAACAUUACUCUGUCUCCAUAUUUCGAGGAGAAGAACUUCACGUUCGACGGGAAUGUUCAGAUACUGAUGAAACGUUCUAUGGACUAUACGUCGCGCAUAGUUCUUCACGCCCAUGAACUGAAAAUCAAGAAAGUGUUGGUAUAUCAAAACGAUUUAGAAUGGAUUCAGGGGAAACAAUUAAACACAAGCAGUGUCAUAUCAAACAGCGACACUCAGAUGAUAUCAAUAUUCAUGGAAAGCUUUAUAAAAAGCGACAUGGUCCUCCUUGACAUUGAAUUCACGGGUACCUUGAAUGACAGGUUGGAAGGCUUUUACCGAAGUUAUUAUGUCAAUGCGGAAGGAAAUGUUCGUUGGUUAGCUACGACUCAGUUUGAACCGAAUUAUGCCAGACAAGCAUUCCCAUGCUUCGACGAGCCAUCCUUCAAAUCAAAGUUCGUAAUCAACAUAGAAAGACCUAAGGAUUACAUUGUGCUCAGCAAUAUGCCUCGUGCGUUGCUAUCUCCAUCGGCUGCUCCAAAUCGUGUAUGGGAAACAUUCCAGGAAACAGUUCAAAUGUCGACCUACUUGGUCGCAUUCGUUGUGAGUGAUUUCGAUUCCCAACCAAAUGCGUUCAACCACGUACAGGUAUGGAGCAGACCUGAAAUUACUCGCAGCGGUGAACUCGCGGCAAUCGCGGCCAAGCGAAUGCUCGAUAUUUUGUCAUUGGACACGGGCCAUGAGUACCUCUUGCCGAAAUUAGAUCUAGUAGGAAUUCCAGACUUCGCAAUGGGUGCUAUGGAAAAUUGGGGUCUUGUUACGUUCAGAGAGUACGGACUAUUUUACAACAAGAGUGUUACAACGGCCAAAUACACAGAUUAUAUAAUCACUAUAAUUGCGCACGAGCUUUCACACAUGGUGUAUGGAAAUUUAGUUACCUGCGACUGGUGGGAGCAUAUAUGGCUUAAUGAAGGCUUCGCCGAGUACAUGCAAUGGCGCAUUUCCUAUUUGUACCGUCCAUAUUUCGGUUACGACGAGCUAUUCGUUGUUGAUGAACUGCAAGCAGCUAUGCAGAAUGAUGGUGCACACCCUAUGAAUAAUCCUGUUAGUAAACCUUCUGAUAUCCCGAAAAUUUUCGACACCGUUACUUAUGGAAAAUCGGCUAGUGUAAUACGAAUGAUAGAAAAGACUUUGAGACCACACAUUUUCAUGAAAGCAACGAAACUGUAUUUAGAACAACAUCGUUUCAACAAUACGACUCCAAAAGACCUUUGGCAAGCUUUUGAUGAUACGAUCGAAAAAGAAAUCGGCUCUAAUAUCGAUUUCGGUAUGUCUAUGGAAACAUUAAUGGAUGGUUGGACCAAUAAACCAGGAUAUCCGGUUGUUGAUGCGACGUUGAAUCGCAACAAUAUAAUAUUGACUCAGAAAAAUUUCACCACAUAUGAGAACAUCGAUGACUUCUGGAUACCAAUUACGUUAACAUCUGCUGAUGAAAUAAACUUCCUAACUACUACGGCGGAAAAAUGGUUAGGCGGGAAACCUCUAACAAUUCCCUUGAAGCAACCGAACUUGUGGUUCCUGGUGAACGUUCAACAAAGCGGUUAUUAUCGUGUAAAUUACGACGAUAAAUCGUGGUCGCGCCUUAUAAACGAAUUGAAAAACAAUCAUAAUACGAUACACGUGACGAAUCGCGCUCAAAUAAUCGACGAUCUUCUAAACCUGGCUCGUGCCGGCCAUGUCAGUUACAACAUUGCAUUGACCGGUACAUCGUAUCUAAGGAAAGAGAAGAACUACUUGCCGUGGAAGGCAUUUUUCAAUGGAAUGAACUUUAUUCUACAGCGUUACGAAGGCCAGAAUAGCGUAACUGCGGUAAUGAAGUAUAUUGUGCUGUUAACCCAAGACUUAUACAACGAACUCGAUUUCGUAGACACGGAAAUGGAUAGUCACUUCAAUCAAUUAAACAGAGAACUGAUCUUGACUUGGAUGUGCAGAUUGAAAGCUAAGUCAUGCAUAGACACAUCUAUCGAACUAUUCCACAAUUGGCACGAACGCAAGGUAAACAGUAUUUCACCAAAUGCAAGGCCAGCUGUAUACUGCACAGCCAUAAAGCACGGAUCGAUCAUUGAGUGGAAGUUCUUACAGCAGAAAUAUUUGGAAGAAAACUUAUCUUCAGAGAAACGAAUCAUGCUGGAUGCGCUUGGCUGCGCGACCAACGCCAGUACAUUGAAUAUGUAUAUUGAAUAUGCGUUGGUUCGUAAUUCCUCCACUCCUCCCAUCCGUAAGAUGGAUGUUAAUACCGUAUUUGCUUCUAUCUACAAAAGUGGAAAACUCGGAGUAGACGUGAUGUUGAAGUACAUAUUAGAAAAUUAUAAAAAAUUAUACAAUUUCUAUGGUAACUGGGACGGUGUUGAAGAAUUAGUUUCUAAACUAGCGCCUCAUCUUUCUACGGCGGACCAAAUUAACCAGUUGUUGCAGCUUCAACGCGUCCGCGACUUUAAUAACACGAUAGUACAAUUGAACAUUAAAUCUGCAAUUGAUACUGCAACAGAGAACCAAAAUUGGUACAAAAAAUAUUCAGGAACCAUUAAUAAUUGGGUAUUGAGCCAGAAUUCAGGUGGUAAAACCAUUCCAAAUAGCUUAUACAUAAUUUCUACGACAUAUUGA
This is a messenger RNA of Habropoda laboriosa, 8097 nucleotides long. RefSeq lists its product as uncharacterized. Gene Ontology annotation, biological process: proteolysis; peptide catabolic process. Bases 10 to 8097 code for a protein of 2695 amino acids. The transcript is spliced from 33 exons. The record is from RefSeq and is a predicted model, not a curated record. NCBI's taxonomy places the organism in Eukaryota, Metazoa, Arthropoda, Insecta, Hymenoptera, Apidae. Gene Ontology annotation, molecular function: zinc ion binding; metalloaminopeptidase activity; peptide binding. Gene Ontology annotation, cellular component: cytoplasm.